Messenger RNA from Osmia bicornis bicornis, 5119 nucleotides. It is a transcript of the gene Unr, whose product is annotated as cold shock domain-containing protein E1. Gene Ontology annotation, molecular function: nucleic acid binding. The transcript is spliced from 11 exons. NCBI's taxonomy places the organism in Eukaryota, Metazoa, Arthropoda, Insecta, Hymenoptera, Megachilidae. The record is from RefSeq and is a predicted model, not a curated record. Bases 1637 to 4303 code for a protein of 888 amino acids.
AGCUAUUUGGUUGCGAGCUUUAUGACGAAACAUAUACAAUCUACUGAAUUAUUCGCUUUCCGACAAUCGUAUUCAUAGUCUAUAAGUCCGCGGAAGCUCUAUAAAUCUUUACGAUACCGAAAGAAAUGAGUGACCUCAUAAAAAAUUAGAAUCUCGUAACUGGCGAGCACGUACAAUAUUUCGGAUUUUUGUUUUGAACUCGUCCUUUCAUUAUAGUCGUUGUCAUUUUGAAUUCAAAGUUAACCGUACGAAAUUCCAUGCAUGAUACGCGCACUUAUUUACUUUAAAAACAACUUACAAUGAAUACAUCAUUACAUAUAUUUAAACAUUUUCAUGUGGGUGUCCAAGUAUUGUAUCCCAUUUGAAGCAGAGUUCGAGAAUUAUGAUUUAAAUAGAAAAUUAAUAAUAAUGAUGUUUUGAUUACUUGUGUAACAUCAAUAAACGAAAUUUAGAACACAAGUAAAAUUUUGACAAACAAGUAGAAAACAUUGAAAAAAUAAUACCAGUUGAAGCAUAAAAAGUCAAUGUCAAACUGGCAGUCUAUUACUGUGAAUUUCUAAUUUAUCUUACAUUCAACCACAAAUAGAGUACAUCAAAUAUAUUAAGAAUUGCCAUAUAUACUUGAAUAUUUCUAUAAUGUGGAGUGAAAAGUAUAUAAUAACCUAUAUGUACAAAUGAAAUAUUACCUCUGGUAAAAGUUUAUUUUCUAUUUUAUUUAUUUCAGCUUGUGUAAUUGUUAGUUUAGGACAUUUUUGAAACCAAGGCUCACUGUAAAUUCCACAAUUAAAUGCUGAAGAAAGAAACGCUAACAUAGAAAUAUUGGAACAACACAAUCACACUCAGCACGCAUUGAAGACAUCUGAGGAUUUUCAAGUCAACAUUUAUCUUUUAAAUCUUCUAUGUUUUUUGAUUUACUCCUUUUAUAAAGGAUGACUGUUGUUUAAAAGGAACACGGUUGUUCUAGAGUAUGCUGAAUUGAGUAUAUAUCAAACAGUUGUUAUAACACUCGUGCAUACAUAUGUGGAAAGUAUCAAUGGUCUAUGAUGUGCUAAGAAUUUUGUACUUGUAUUAAUUCGUAAAUCAAUAUUAACUAUAUUGUUCAUUUGUAUAUUAUGUACACAAGCUUUGUGAGAAAGAGUUAGGUGAGCCAUAAAGUGACCGUGAUUGUGAUUGCGGCUGAGAUUGUGCUGCUCUUGACUAAUAAAACACUUGUAUCUGUAUAAAGAGUGCCAAUUUUGUGCAGAGUUGCCCAGGUACUCUCUUACAAAUAAUUUAUGAAAAAAGGUCAAAAUACUUGCAAAACCUUCCUUCCACUUCUUGGUCACAAAGGAGUCUGCAUUUCUGCAACAUUUUAAAGAGCCUCUCUUCCUCUGUAUUAAGUUCUUGUAACAUUAUAAUAGUGAAUGAAGAUAUAAGGUACCAAGAACCGUUCUGUGAUAUCUAUGUUAACACUUAAAUAAUUGAAAAGACUAAAAAUUUCUAAAUAUAAGUAUAUAUAUAUAUAUACAUAUAUAUAUUGUGGUGAAACGGAAGUGAACAUAAAAGAAAAUUAAGUAAUUGUUUCAACAAAAAAAAGAAAAGAUAAAGGAAAUCUUAUAAGUAAAGAUUACAUUUAAAAUUGUGCAAAUUUGAGACAAUGUCCAACAAUCCUCAGUGGAAAACGUUCCAGCCGCCAAUCAUGAACUCUGACCCUGCAAUACUUGAUUACAAGUCCAUGGCUAUACCAAGUCCCAAAGUUAUAACGGGAUCACAUCAAUCGACAACUAAUAUUUAUCGAAAUGGUACCAACUACAGUGGUGAUCAUUAUAUGAUGGAUUCACCUCCAAGAAAUGGAAAAAGUACCAUAAAUUAUGCCGGUUAUCCUAAUACAAAAACGUCACGAAAUGGAGUUACUAGAUUUCCCUUUGGAACAUUUACAGGAAUGGAAGGAAACACUGGCUAUACAGAGGAGCCAGCAACAAAUAACUCUACUUAUCAAGAUCAAUCAUCAAAUCAAGGACCUCGAGAAACAGGAAUAAUUGAAAAAUUACUACAUUCUUAUGGAUUUAUACAAUGCUGUGAAAGACAAGCAAGGUUAUUCUUUCAUUUUAGCCAAUUUAGUGGUAAUAUAGAACAUUUGAAAAUUGGAGAUCCCGUUGAAUUUGAAAUGACUUAUGAUCGAAGAACAGGAAAACCUAUUGCUAGUACAGUUAGCAAAAUUGCUCCAGAAGUGGUGCUAAGCGAAGAAAGAGUUACUGGAAAUGUAACAACAGAAUUACAAGCAAGUGGUGACUCACUGGGUCGUAUCAGUUAUGAAAAUCGAGGAGAAUGUUUUUUUCUGCCAUAUACGAAGGAUGAUGUCGAAGGAAAUGUUACUUUGCGCGCUGGUGACAGAGUGUCAUUUCAAAUUGCUACCAAUCAGCGUGGAAAUUUGGGUGCGUGUCAUGUAAGAUUGGAAAAUCCCGCACAUCCGGUUCGCUAUUGUGGAGUGGUAUGCUCGAUGAAAGAAAAUUUCGGCUUCAUUGAACGCGCUGAUGUAGUUAAAGAGAUUUUCUUCCACUUUAGCGAAGCUAAAUCUAUGAAAGAAGAACUUAAACUAGGCGAUGAUGUUGAAUUCAUAAUACAAACACGAAAUGGAAAGGAGGUAGCUUGUAAUAUAACUAAACUGCCACCUGGUUCAAUAGUUUUUGAAGAGGUCAGUAACGAGGUAGUAAAGGGACAAGUACUGAAGCCUUUAGAAAGGGGUACUGCAGCUCGUCAUCAAAAUGAUCCGUUACCUGGAAGAAUUCGAUAUAGAGAUACAGAUCAUUCUGAGGUUGAAAUUCCGUUUGGCGACAAAGAUCAAAAAGGAGAUUUUACUCUCAGACACGGGGACUGGGUCCAAUUUCGUAUUGCUACAGAUACUAGAGAUCAAUUGAAGAGAGCCACCGAAAUAUUAUUACUACCUGAAUCUUUUACUGUAUCUGGCGAAAGACGUGAACAAGGCGUUAUAACUGCACUAAAAGAUGGGUUUGGUUUUAUUCGUUGCGUAGACAGAGAUGCACGACUUUUCUUUCAUUUUAACGAGGUUCUGGAUGUUGAUAGAGAAAUUAGUGUAGGGGAUGAAGUUGAAUUUACAGUAAUUCAAGAUCCUUCCUCAUCGUUUUCAAACAAUCGACAAAGUGCAAUUAGGUUGAAACAUCUACCAGCUGGUACAGUCCAAUUUGAAACGAUUAUAGAGAAAGAUUUAUUGGGUACUAUUAUUCAGGGUAUAAAUGGCAUUGAACCCGGUCUCAUUGGAUACACGAAGGAUAACGUGCAGAAAAGUGUUAUUUUCUUUAGCAAAGAUUGCGAUCCUAAGAAUAUUCCAAGAUUAGGUGACAAGGUUCAAUUCAGUAUCUGUCAGGUAAAACGAAAUAAAGAACUUGUUGCUGUCGACAUAUCUCUAGUGAGUUCUUCUGGCGAGAAAACUCAAAAUGGCAACAAAAAAUUAAAUGGUCAAGUUUGUCAGGGCUUCAUUGCUGCACUUAAAGACGGAUUUGGUUUUAUUGAGACUGUAAAUCAUGAUAAAGAAAUAUUUUUUCACUUCAGUAAUUUUGAAGGAGAUGCUAGUACUUUGGAAGUAGGAGCUGAUAUUGAAUGUACGAUCAGUUCCGGAAAUGGUAGAGGUAAUGGUGGUUGCGUAGCCGCAGAUUAUGUUAAAUUGGUACCUCGUGGAAGCAUUCCUAGGCCAACACCGGUUAGCGAAGUACUUGAUGGAAUGGUUAUUAGACCUUUGCGAAGUGCGAAUCCUGACCAGGCAGAGUAUGCUGGUUUAAUUAAAGUAAAUCCAACUAAUGAAGACGAUGAGACUCCGGAAUAUGAAUUCAGAAUCAUGGGGCUUGUUAACAAACGCGAGCUGCUACAAGCUGGUGAUCCUGUACAAUUACAAGUUGACUCUGCAGGUCAUGCUUGUAACAUUGUAGCAGUUAGAAAAAAGAGGAGAGCAACUGUGGACGCAGUAAAAGGUCCUUUUGGUUUUCUUGCUUAUGAAAUUGAUGAGGGUAAGAAAUUAUUCUUCCACAUGAGCGAGGUUAAAGAUCAUGCCAUACUUCAACCAGGGGAUCAGGUUGAAUUCGUUCUGAUUACAAAUCAACGUACUGGUAAAUCAUCUGCAUGCAAUGUAACACGUUUAAGCGAUGCAGGCCAACAACGACCCGAACGCUUAAUCAGUCGACUACGUACUACGUCUUUGGAAGAUACAGGUCCUAAAUUAACCAUAGUUAGACAACCAAGAGGUCCAGACGGGACGCGUGGAUUUAGUCAGGAAAGAUCCCAGCAUACCUCUGGUGCCAUCCAAGAGUAAUGUCGUAUUGAAAUGGUUACUGCUUAUCCAAAUUGUAAUCUACAUUACUUGUUUUUAGUCCAUACACUUCGGUACCGAGAUUAUUAUUAUUAUAAGCAUCGUAAACAUUUGCCAAAUUGAAACUAAUAUGACAGCAAUAAUAAUCAGUCGAUUGGAUCAUGAUCUUGUUGAGAAACAGAAGAAUAUAAAAUAAACAACAAAAAAACAACGAGUCAUUUUAUCAUCUUAUACAAUAUGAAAAUAAUCAAGAAGGCAGUUUGUCUGAAUUAACUUAAUUUCUUUAAAAAUUUACCAAACAUCUUGUUCCUUUUCUGAAAAGAAGUGUAACAAACUUUUAUAAUUAUUAACAAUAGUUGCAAAAUAUUAAAACUUCUAAUUAUUAUAUUUCUUUUUUUUUUUUCAAUAAAAAUUUUACACACAUUUCCGUCAUUCGGUUUAUUAUAAAUGCAGUUACGGAUUGAAAGAAAAGAAUUUACUAUAAUACCGUUGACAACCUGCCUGUUUGUAAUGUUUAAAUGUCCCAUCUGUGUUUAUAAAAAUAUACGUAAAUGUUGAUACAAUUUUUUAUUUAUAUUAUUUUCUUUAGAAUAUUUGUUUUACCUGUAAUGUACACGACGAUCAGUUAAUAAUUGUAUAAUAGAUAAUGAAAUUUAUAAUUUUGUUGUAAUUGGUCAAGUAAUCAAACUUGUUAAAACUUGUGAAUUUACAUAAUUUUAUAAUCGAAAAAGCAGACAUGUAUUUUACUAUAUAAAUCAUUGUAAUAUGUCACUAUGUUGAAACGAAAAAAAAAUAAUGCCUGAAUUUGUAAAAAAGUUA